AUGUAUGAAUAUUUUGUCGACUACAUCUACGCUUUUUAUUACCCACUCCUCGCAGCUGUUGGGGUUCCUGUGAACUUGGUGACAAUCUGGAUUCUAUCUCAGGGAAGGUGCGGUCUCUCCAAAUGCAUCACUCUGUACUUAGUGGCCAUGGCAGUGGCAGAUCUGUUGGUGGCGAUUACUGAAGUGAUACUGAAUCGCUCUGUUUCCUUUUAUUUCCCAAACAAUAUCCUGAAAACGACCCCAGGGUGCAGCACUCUCAUUGUCCUGAUCUGUGCAGUGAGGGACACUUCUGUCUGGUUAACAGUGGCUUUCACUCUCGAUCGAUUCGUAGCAAUUUGUUGCCAGAAACUGAAAGUAAGAUAUUGUGUCCCGAGGACGGCAGCUGUGGUAAUUGCGGUGGUGACUCCUCUGUUUUUUCUGAAGAACAUCCCCUGGUUUUUCAGUUUUGAACCUGUCUAUGUCAUUGACGAUAUACCGUGGCAGUGCCAGUCCACACCCAUAUUUUUCACGUCACCUGUCUGGGUGGCAUACGAUUGGCUCCACCGGAUCCUCAGCCCAUUCCUACCUUUUUUCUUUAUUCUGAUUUUCAACGCUCUGACAGUCAGACACAUUUUACAGGCCAACAGAGUACGGAAAGGAUUGUUGUCCAAGCAAGGAGGGGAUCAGGUGGAUCCAGAAACAGAGAACCGAAGGAAGUCCAUGAUUUUACUCUUUGCCAUAUCGGGCAGCUUCAUCGCUCUGUGGAUGCCCUAUGUCAUUAACUUCCUUCAUUAUCGAAUCGCAAAGACGUAUUAUUACACUGAUGCAAAUGCCCCUGGCUACAUCCUACAGCAGAUGGGUUACCUGUUCCAAUUGUCCAGCUGCUGUGUAAACACUUGCAUUUAUGUUGUAACUCAGGCCAAAUUCCGAGAGGAACUGAAGAGAAUGUUCAGAACUCCGUGUCGGCUCUGUGUUAAGUAG
This is a messenger RNA of Chiloscyllium plagiosum (whitespotted bambooshark), 960 nucleotides long. Its product is annotated as putative G protein-coupled receptor 139. Gene Ontology annotation, cellular component: plasma membrane. Gene Ontology annotation, biological process: G protein-coupled receptor signaling pathway. The record is from RefSeq and is a predicted model, not a curated record. Lineage: Eukaryota; Metazoa; Chordata; Chondrichthyes; Orectolobiformes; Hemiscylliidae. Gene Ontology annotation, molecular function: G protein-coupled receptor activity.